UUCUACAAAGAAAUCAACCGUCCGUCCGUGGACAGCUUUGACCUAGAUUCAGUCUGGCCGAGCUGGACCGAGUGGAUCACGGACCUAGAGGCCCCUCUACCCCAUACAAAUGGAAUUGCUGGUAGAGGUUGCGCCAGGAGUUCAACGGUUGGACACAAAUGCCUGAAAGAGAGAAACGAUGCUUGUUAUCAUCCCUAUGCCAGCGUCGUGCCUCAGUGUGAACGACCUCGCUGACGAUGCAGAUAAAAUGGCCUUUUCCCCUUCGUUGUAUGUGCUUUCUUAUUCGAAGGCCUCCUUGGAAUUUAUUUUGUAGUGGGAGUCCUCCUUCGAUUAUGAGAAGCACACCCGUGUCAGAAGGGCCGCCCAUUUCUUCUGAAUGUCUAGCGAUCGCGUCAAAUGUCGCGUCGCAACCAGAUAUGACGACGGAAACCCCUUGCACACACAAUGCUCUACUUCCACAAAAGUCCCUUGGCCCAAUCACGUAUGAUGAAAACAUGACUCGCGAUAAUACUUCAAGCGAAAGCAUUCGAGAAGAACUUUCUACUUGUUGUAUGGAUACUAUUCGCCCACAAUGUUGCCCUCCCGGAUACCGGAAAAGAUCCUUUCCCUCAGAAAUGGUCGAAAAACUUAUUCGAGACUACGAUAUUCCCGCUCACCACGUCUUUUAUUACUGGAGAGACGAAGACCGUGACGACCAUACCUGUCCACUGAAUUGUGGGCAACGGUUUAUCGGACAGUCUAUCAAGGCUCAUCUUGGAAGGUUUCAUCCUAAUAUCAACAGCCGUAGCCGAAAAGAUAUAUGUUGCCGCACGCAGUCCCACUCAAAGAGCAAGUGCCCCCCUAAGAACGUUGUUCAAGAGAGAUAUUUCCUGAAGCAUUUCAUGGUGAUGCAUUCUCUUGCGCAUUCAUUGUGUCCAUUUUGUCUGGGUCGGCAGACGAGGGUCGACCACUUGUACAGGCAUUUCGCGGUUUGUAGGGUUCUACGGCCAAAAAUUUGAUUUUUUUUUUAGCUCGAAUAGUUCAUUAGUUGAUGGUACCGCUAGUCAUGUGUUUUAUGCUUUGGCAGCUCCGGCCCGGGUUUGGGAUCCAUUAAUGAAAAAUUUGCGGAUGCUCGAUAGUAUUGAUAGUUGUUUUAUACUAGGUGCACAAUUCUUGUUGAACGUAGCAAACUAGUGAAAUGAAAUAAAAAUAAGAAUGAG
Desarmillaria tabescens is the source of this 1199-nucleotide messenger RNA. RefSeq lists its product as uncharacterized. The transcript has 5 exons. The record is from RefSeq and is a predicted model, not a curated record. Bases 237 to 998 code for a protein of 253 amino acids. NCBI's taxonomy places the organism in Eukaryota, Fungi, Basidiomycota, Agaricomycetes, Agaricales, Physalacriaceae.